This is a messenger RNA of Oldenlandia corymbosa var. corymbosa, 733 nucleotides long. Lineage: Eukaryota; Viridiplantae; Streptophyta; Magnoliopsida; Gentianales; Rubiaceae. The record is from the annotation of a GenBank genome assembly.
CAACACAAAACAAUUCCUUCUACAACUCUCACUUCCUUUUUUAAAAAAAAGACACACAUACAACACCUCAAACACACACCAAAAAAAAAAAUGGAUAUCCUUGGAUUGGGAUACAUUGAUGGCCUAAAGAGGUACUUGAGGAGAAGGAGAUAUCAAAGGUUGGAUGAUUCAGUUAGGAUGAAAAGGAAGCUGAAGAUUGUGCGUUUGGGAUCAAGGAAAAAUAGCAGCAGCAACAACAACAACAAUCGAAACAAAUCCAUGACGCCAAAGAGAAGAGGGUUCAGCAGGUUCAUCACUCCAUUGAAGCUUGCGGCAAGGUUACAUGAAGCUUACAUUGAUGCAAUGGUGCGUUUGGCAAGUUCAAAAAGGAUUGAUCAUGUCAACAAUGAAGCCAAAAGGGUUGCGAAAUCGCGACCGAUUCCGAUGUUGUCUGCUCCCACAAAUGAGAUGGUGGAUAGUAGAGUUGUGGUGGAAAUGUACAAGAGAGUUGUUUCAACGAGGGCUCAAAAUUCAUCCCUGCUCCUUCAAGAAGUUUGUUAAACAAUCAAUUACUUUUUGUUCAUUUUGGACUAAAAAAUAAGGCUUAUUCUAUGCUGGCUUUCUGUAUUAUUGGUGUAUGAUAGAAUAAUUCUUGAUUUAUUUUUUCUUCCUAUAAAACCAUGGGAAGGAUUCCACAACACUGUUAUGAUGUUAUCCCAACAAAGUGUAAAGGAAAGGAAAUAUUAUAGUGAAG